AUGGUCAUAUCUACAAUAUAUUCACUGUAUACAUUGUUUAUAAUUAAGAAUGCUGGUCGACUAUUAUAUGCUCACCAAGAUGAUUGGGUACAUGUUAACUGUGCUCUAUGGUCAGCUGAAGUCUAUGAGGAAUUAACUGGAGCCUUACAAAAUGUUCAUACUGCAGUUGGUAGAGGAAGACAAUUGAGAUGUGAAUAUUGUACUAAACAUGGUGCUACAGUAGGAUGUUGUACAAGAGGAUGUUCUGCUAACUAUCAUUUUGUGUGUGCUAAACUAUCUCACUGUGUAUUUCAACAAGAUAAGAAAGUUUAUUGUGCAUCACAUGCUUCUCAUGCAGUGGGUGAGCUGGUACAUGGUGCCAAGUUCUGUGUAAACAGAAGAGUUUGUGUCAAUAAUGACAAGGUGAAAUUUAAUAAGAAAACCUGGAAUCGUGGACUUGACCCUUCAGUUAUGAACAUGGUUAUUGGUGAGUCAUUUGCAAAUCUGUGA
Lottia gigantea (owl limpet) is the source of this 489-nucleotide messenger RNA. RefSeq lists its product as hypothetical. The coding region runs from base 1 to 489 and encodes 162 amino acids. The transcript has 3 exons. NCBI's taxonomy places the organism in Eukaryota, Metazoa, Mollusca, Gastropoda, Lottiidae. Gene Ontology annotation, molecular function: histone H3K4 methyltransferase activity. Gene Ontology annotation, cellular component: histone methyltransferase complex. The record is from RefSeq and is a predicted model, not a curated record. Gene Ontology annotation, biological process: positive regulation of DNA-templated transcription.